AUGCACGCCUCCUUCCUGUGCGCGGUGGCCACCAAUGCGCUGGAUUUGAACGGACACAUCCAUGGAGACGGCUGUGGACACCCGGCGGUGGAGCACGGCGACCACCACGACUUCCUGGUGAACGACGAGCUGCACCAUGUCAGCGACAGCUGCUGCCCCCACGGCUGCUGCACCGGCCCAAUUGUGGUCAGCCACGGCCUCGCCUCCACGCUCAAGCACAGGCGCACCUCCCAGGCCACGGCCCAGGAGCGGGCCGGCCUGCUGCUGCACGAGGACGCGUCGGUUGGCGGCGGCAGCCGGGGCGUGCUGGCGGUGGAGGCCGGCGGUGUGGAGACGCCUCUGCUGCAGACCACGCGCGCCCGCGAUGCCGUGGCCGCCGUGCUGAUGCUGCGCCCGGAGACAGCCAAGCUGGCGGCCACGGGCGAGGCGGUACCGGUGGGGGACGUGGCGCCCGGCACGGAGGUGUUGGUGCCGCCUGGCGAGUCCGUACCGCUGGAUGGUACCGUGCUGGCCGGCGAGAGCGCGGUGGAGGAGAGCCUGCUGACAGGCGAGUCUGCGCCCGUGGCUCGAGGCCCGGGAGCCGCUGUGCACGCCGGCACCGUCAACGUCGGCGCCACCACGCUGCUCAUCCGCACUACCGCUGCAGCGGGGGAUACCGCCGUGGCGCGGAUGGCGGCACUGGCGGCCAGCGAGCAGAGCCCGGCAGAGGCGCUGGUGGCAAAGUUUGCCCGCAUCUACACCCCCGUCAUCCUGGUGUCCUGCGCCCUGCUGGCCUUCCUGCCGUGGGCCUGGGUGGCGCCCGAGGAUCGAGGGGACUGGGUCUACCUCUCCCUCCAAGUCCUGGUCACCGCCUGCCCCUGCGCCCUGGUGCUGUCCACCCCCGCCACCGUUGUCUGCGCCCUGGCGCGCGCCGCCGGCAAGGGCGUGCUCAUCAAGAGCGGUGCCGCGCUCGAGGCGCUGCGAAGGGUGUCGGUUGUGAGCUUUGACAAGACCGGCACGCUGACCAGGGGCAGCUUCCAGGUGGUUGCCUGCCAGCCCGCGGCCGGCUGGUCUGCGCGCGACCUGCUGCGCCUGCUGGGCUCGCUGGAGCGCGGCAGCAGCCACCCGCUGGCGGCGGCGGUGCUGGGCUACGCGGCGGCGCAGGGUGCCGUCUGCGACGCAGCUGUGGACGGGCUGGAGGUGGUGCCAGGCGCCGGGCUGGUGGCGAUGGUGGAGGGGUGGCGCGUGGCGGCGGGCACCGCGGGGCUGCUGGAGCUUCACGCCGGCGUGUCGGGCCCCGAGGUGGCGGCGGCGCAGCGGGCGGUCGACGCGGAAGGCGCCACGGCGUGCCUGGUGGCGGUGGACGGCCGGUUUGCGGGGUGGCUCAGCGCCGGCCGCCGCCCCCGCGCCUGGGUGGCGCACGUCGGCGACGGCGUGAACGACGCGCCCGCGCUGGCGGCGGCGGACGCCGGCAUAGCCAUGGGCAUGGCCGGCUCGGCGGCGGCGCUGGAGGCGGGGUCGGUGGCGCUGUUCACCAACGACGUGCGCGCUGUGCCCGCCGCGCUGCUGCUGGCGCGCGCCGCCGGCGCCACCAUCUGGCAGAACAUCGGCUUUGCGGUGGUGACCAAGGUGGCGGUGCUGGUGCCCGCCGCCAUGGGGCGCUUCACGCUGUGGGGCGCGGUGCUGGUGGAUGUCGGCUCCUCGCUGCUGGUGGUGGCCAAUGCGCUGAGGCUGCUCAAGUGGCGUUGGCCCGUCAGCAAGCCGGUUGCCGCCAAGAAGGACUGCUGCACGUCGGGCAGCUGCAGCGCGGCUCCGGCAGCCGCGGCAGCAUGCCACAGCCAGGGCCCCGAGUGUGGCACCAAAUGCAGCACUGGCGGCGACAGCCACAGCCACAGCAACAGCUGCCACGACCACUCCUCUGAGCGGCCUGCUGCCAAGGCGCCCAGCUGCUGCUCAGCGGGCAAGUGCGGCUCGGCUGCACCUGCCCCCAAGCCAGCCGGCUGCAGCAGAAGUAUCGGUUACAGCCACAGCCACACCCAGACUCCAGCGCUGGCAGAGCAGCCUCCUGCCAAGGUGGCCAGCUGCUGCUCCGCGGGCAAGUACGGCUCGGCGGCAGCCGCCCCCACCCCCACACCGGCCCCGGCAGAGCAGCCCGCUGCCAAGGGACCCAGCUGCUGCUCGGCGGGCAAGUGCGGCUCGGCUGCACCUGCCCCCAAGCCAGCCGGCUGUGGCAGCAGUACCGGCCACAGCCACAGCCACACCCAGACUCCAGCGCUGGCAGAGCAACCUCCUGCCAAGGCACCCAGCUGCUGCUCCGCAGGCAAGUGCAGCUCGGCUGCAGCCAUCCCCACCCCCACACCGGCCCCGGCGGUGCUGCCCGCAGCCAAGGCGCCCAGCUGCUGCUCGGCAGGCAAGUGCAGCUUGGCCGCACCUGCCCCCGCCGACGCGCAUGCCCACUCGCAGACCGCGGCUGGCAGCCACGCCUGCAGCCACAGCCAUGAUGUGUAG
Molecule: messenger RNA, 2487 nt
Organism: Chlorella variabilis
Lineage: Eukaryota; Viridiplantae; Chlorophyta; Trebouxiophyceae; Chlorellales; Chlorellaceae
Exons: 17
Coding region: 1-2487 (828 amino acids)
Cellular component (GO): membrane
Molecular function (GO): cadmium ion transmembrane transporter activity; ATP hydrolysis activity; zinc ion transmembrane transporter activity
Source: RefSeq, a predicted model, not a curated record